GCCUGUGGGGGUUCAGUCCGUACAUUAUAGUAAGGUCUUACAGCAUUAAAGCUUAAGCUAAGGCCGGAGUGUUACCGUUGAGAUGCAAUAAUGGAGGACCCUUGGGCCUCCUUCAGCAGGAAAAUACUUACCUUGUUCUCCGGUGAUCUCGAGGUCCAUUCGACGCAAAAAAAUUAUACUGAUCUUCGUAUUUUGAAAGCGGGAGAUUUGAAGGUUCCAGAGGAACUUAUAAAAAAUUUCUUAGAUACUUACUUAGGUAAAGUUGUGUUAGACGGCGUUUGGAAACCUUUCAUAGAAUUAUUGGACACUGAGCUUGAAAAUGGAGAGAAACUGUUACACUUUGCGAAGAGUGUUUAUAAGUUAACCAGGGGCUUAUUCAGCUGUCUUGAGCUCUUUAAUGAUUAUCCUCUGUAUUUGGAGGAUCGUCUUUUUCAAUAUCAAAGUGGCCAUUUUUUUCCGAUCUGUUGUUCUUUUUUACAAGAAACUUUUGAAGCUUAUUGCACUCGGUCUUCCGAUAACAAUUCGACCUCUUGUGCUAGCGAGCUUGAGCUGCAGAAGGCCGAUAUUACGUUGCAGCUGCUGAGGGAAAUAGUUGAGGUACUGUCCAGUCUGCGGCUGACUCACCGGGUUUUUGGUGUUUGCUCCGCGGAAGUUGCUCAGAAGGCUAUCUCAGCCCGCAUGGAGAACAUCCGGAAGCGUUUCGCCGCCCGCUACCUUCCGCCGCUGCUUGCGUGGGUCCGCUCUACAGUUGUGAGUUGGCUCACCCACUUAUACAGAGGGUACUUGCCGGAGCCACUCCCACGGCUGGAGCUGAGUCUUUUCAGCUACACCUACCAUUCGUUUGGCCUUAUGAGAAUUGAAGAAAUCUUCGAUAUAAUCGUAGACUACGAUAGCGAGGACCACGCGAGUCAUCCAGCGCUCGAAGAUCUCAAGGAGUGCCUCCAUCACACCGACUUGAAGGACAAUUUGAUUCACCGUUUGAAAUCACAAAACGAGGAACGGCUACUGCAUCACGGUGCUGACACCAGCGACAUCAUUACACACCUCCAGCAAUUAACUGCAGCCCUUCGCUUUAUAGAUCCCUCUGGGGCGGUUCUGAAGGCUGUGCAGGGGGACAUCCAUAGCUACCUUCGCCUGCGCCCGGACGCCUCUCGUUGCCUCAUCAACACGUUUGUGGAUAACGACCAGUACAUGACGGGCAUACUCUCGGCCUUGCCGCAGGCGGAAGACGAGUCGGACUCGGACUGGGAGCCGGAGCCUAGAGUCUCCUAUGAGAAGAAUAGUUACGAAGCGACGAUUUAUGGAAGCAAAGAACGCUUUGCCGCUGACUACCACGCUGUCUUGGCGGAAACUCUUCUUUUGUCUGAAAACUGUGAUCUGGAUAAAGAGCUUCGUAACUUGGAGCUUCUGAAGGCUCGCUUCGGCGAAGAUCUAUUUCUCAAGUGCACGGUUAUGCUCGAGGAUGUGGCGGAGUCUAGACGGCUCAAUGCUAUUCUUGGUCAGCGGGAGCUUCCGUUGCAAACGCUGAUCAUCUCGAAGUUAUUUUGGCCCUCCCUGCACGAGGAGCUAUUUUCACCUCCUUUGCUCGUUAAACGGUGGCUGAGUCAGUUUGAUGAAUCUUUCCAAAAGAUCAAGGCAGCGAGAUGUUUGUCAUAUUUGAUGAACUACGGCACGGUAGAGCUCGAGCUUGUCUUUGGAAAUAAAACCUUCCAGUAUUGCGUUUCGCCCCUUCUUGCAACCAUCAUCAUCCACUUCAAGGAGAAUGACAAGAUCUCCUCCGCUGAGUUAGCUACGCUCUUAGCUGUGCCUCCUCACGUUAUCAAAAGGAAGAUCGCUUUCUGGGUGAAUGAGGGUGUCCUUAUCGAAGUGGGAGACUCUACUUACGAAAUCAACCAACUAGGCCCACAUAGCCCUGCUCAGACCAGUGCAAUUUGCUUUGAAAGGGACGCCGCUAUUCCAGCGGAGCCUCCGCAAGAGGCAGAGGAUCUCGAGCUGUGCUGGAAGUUUGUGGUUGGUAUGCUCACCAAUAUAGGGGCCAUGUCUCUAAAGCGGAUCUACUCCAUGUUGAGCAUGUGCGUGGGGGAGUCCGUGCCCAAAGAGACCGCCAUCAAGACGUAUCUGCAAAAACGCGUUAUAGAUGGGCAUCUCGAGUAUUUGGCAGGCAACUACUCACUGACUACCCACCAAAAGAUUCCGAAUACUAGAGCCUUCACUCGAAAGUCUAUAAGCAAAAACACUCGGCACUACCUUAUAAUCAUGCCUUGCUACUUUACCAUCACGCGACUCCUUCUGCUAGUCGAUCUAGUAGUGAAAGGCCUAAAAGAAGUGCUAAGGAAGACCUCAUGUUAAGCGACAAAGAUCACUUCACUUCACUUCUACAUUUUUAAAAUAAUACCAACAAUUAUAGAAAAGAAAACAGCACGGUAACUACACCCCGUAGCAAAAAAGUUCUUCCAUCAUAGUAUGGACUUCAUCUACCUCUUCCGCAUCCCUAGGUGCUAAAAAGAUAGUCUUCAAAAUCUAUACUUUCAUCGUUUCCUAAAGCGACGUCUAGUAAAAUUUGAGAGGAAGGGAGGCCGGG
Zophobas morio is the source of this 2581-nucleotide messenger RNA. Its product is annotated as anaphase-promoting complex subunit 2-like. Gene Ontology annotation, biological process: protein K11-linked ubiquitination; metaphase/anaphase transition of mitotic cell cycle; ubiquitin-dependent protein catabolic process. The transcript has 26 exons. Gene Ontology annotation, molecular function: ubiquitin protein ligase binding. NCBI's taxonomy places the organism in Eukaryota, Metazoa, Arthropoda, Insecta, Coleoptera, Tenebrionidae. Gene Ontology annotation, cellular component: anaphase-promoting complex. Bases 91 to 2349 code for a protein of 752 amino acids. The record is from RefSeq and is a predicted model, not a curated record.